Pocillopora verrucosa is the source of this 1046-nucleotide messenger RNA. RefSeq lists its product as uncharacterized. NCBI's taxonomy places the organism in Eukaryota, Metazoa, Cnidaria, Anthozoa, Scleractinia, Pocilloporidae. The record is from RefSeq and is a predicted model, not a curated record.
CGCAACACGGAUACAAAGCCGCGGGUGAAGACACCGAAAGUUUCUGCCGUGCGGUUAGAAUUUUGUAACAAGCUUAGUUUUCUUUACGAGAUCGUUAACAGGCAUGAAAAAGACGGCAUUCGUAGUUUUCAUUUUCGCAUCUUCUUUCUUUUUUCUUCGUUGGGGAAUUAUUGAAGGGCUUGCUGAUGACGUAAAGAGCUGUCAUGAAUAUAUCAAAAUAGGUUGCUAUAGAGACAGUCUGAGGAAGCCACGCCCAUUACCAACAUUGAUUGCGAACUAUCGCUCGUUCUUCAAUUGGUAUUCUCCAAAGGAGUCAAUAAGCAGCGGAGUGUCACAGUGCGCCGAUGCAGCUUCUCAGAGAGGCUUUACAAUAUUCGGUCUUCAAUUUUACGGCGAAUGUUGGAGUGGAGAAAAUGCCUCUCUAACGUAUGCAAGGGAUGGGAAAAGUGACCGGUGUGUUUCGGCAGUUGAUAACGAGUUACAAUUACAACCAUGUAAAGAUGAUUCAAGUGAAGCUUGCACAGGGGCUAGCCAGUCGAAUUAUGUCUACAAAAUCAUUGAUCCAGUGAAUGGCAAGUUUACUCCCUGGUCCACAUGGGGUCCCUGCAGCAAAAGUUGCGGAGAAGGGGAACAAAAAAGAACAAGAUUAUGCUCGGAUCCUCCGCCGAGCAAAUGUGGAAAUCCUUGCAUCGGUGACGUUGAGGAAACAACCAGUUGUAACACUCAUUCUUGUCCUGCACCUUGUCUGGACGUGAGUUCUUCAUGUGAAAGGUACAUAGAUCUUGGACUUUGUAGCUUUCCUGAAGUCCUCAAAAUUUGCCGAAAGUCUUGCGGAAGAUGCUGAGAUAAAAUUUAUCCCGGCAAAAAAUGAACGGGUCAGCCCUCCCGUUGAAGAAUGUGCAUGGUGUUUAGUGUAAAAGAAUCGAUGAUGUUAUGGUUUGGUGAGGUUCCAGUGACGCUGGAGAGUGGAAGAGCGUGUAUCGAUCUAAUUUAUUUAGCACAACUUUGGAAAUAUCUGUAAUGCAUUACAAUUGUUAAUAAAGUAA